CGCUACACAGCUUUGGCAACCCAAAGACAUGCUUCAUGUUUGGUAUGGUCAUGCUCGCUUAGUGCUGCUGGAUAAUUUUCGCAAAAAAAAAAAACAUGCUAAAUACGCUUAAUUUUAUUUUUACUGUUAUAAUAACACGGACUUUAGCAGGCUUAGCUGAUAUUAUAGUAGUACAGAGUGCCGCAGGAAUGAGUCCUAAAACCCGGAAGUCAGUGGGUUUUUUGAAUGGGUUUUUGGUUAAAUGCCUGACAUAAGGUGUGUGGUUAACACGGCUCAAGAUAUUUUCACGUUUUAUUAUAUGACAUAAAAUACAUCAGCAAUACCCCACUCGUGAUUUUUUAAAGCUUUUACGUGUCUUGAAAAAGGCGGUUGCUAACAAACCGCUAAACGGGACUACUGAGGUUGUCAUGGACAUUAAACGUCAUCACGCCGAACAGGAAAACUCAUCUACAACAAACGGAAUUUUCUCCAAAAUAAUGCAACAUGGACACAUUCUCAAAAAGGUGGGAGCAGAUUCAUCCACAAAAAGAGCCCAGUGGAUCCUUAUGAGGGAACAUGUUUUUUAAAAUAACGAUUAAAAGAGUUGUCGGAAGCUUAGUGGUGGUGACGUUGAAAUCAUGCGACAGUGGUGUAGUUCGUUUAGAGCUUAACUUUAGCAUUUUACUUCUGACGAUUGUAUUUAGGCUUCAAAAUUCAUAAAAGUGUGUUCAUUUGUGAUUUGUGUUUUGUUGGUCACAGAGCUUAUUUUCUGCAAUAAUCCAAAAGCCAGUGGAAAAAAUCCUACUGGCUUUUUGUCGAGGGAACCAGGGUGAUGCUCACUUCCGGGUUGGCCUACAGAAAUACGUCAUCCCUGCGGCACUCUGUAGCGGAGGAAACGAAACCUAAGAGGAUUAGUGGCUUGUGCUGCCUUCAAGUGCUAUCGGAAUUAUCGUAAAUACGAGUUUCCCACUAGGAGGUUGCACAAGAAUGACCCCUCAAGUCGUAAUUACGACUGGGAAACUCGGAGAUACCCGAGUUUUCGAGAUGGGAGGAGUCCUAAACUUUCACCAUGGCGGAGGAGAGAACGGUUUCUGUACUGAGUGGCAGAUUUUGUUCAUUUUUCUAAACUCAGCUAAUUGUUAGCGCUUGCCGUUUUGGUACUAUUUAUUUAUGUACUAUAUCAGCAACCAUUCUAUACAUGUUGUACAUUUUUACACCGUGAAAAUAGCUUGUAUUUGACCAAAAUUCCCUUAUUUUCAGCAAGCUAAAAAGAGGAUUAGCGGAUUAUGCUUCCUUCACGUGCUAUAGGAAUUAUCGUAAAUACGAGUUUCCCAGUAGGCAGUUGUACAUGAAUCACCCCACAAGUCGUAAUUACGACUGGAAAACUUUUGAUACGUGAGUUUCCGAGAUUAGACGAGUCUCCCUCUCCCUCUCUCUCUCUCUCUCUCUCUCUCUCUCUCUCACACACACACACACACACACACACACGAAUGAACCUGGCGUCGUCCAUGUUUUAUGUUGUUUCCGACAACAAAGCAUGUGAACACGACCGUAACUCGUAAUUACCAACCGCAGAAGUGGGUAGGACGAGAAUUCCGGGAGCACGUGAAGGCAGCAUAAAGCUUGGAAAGCGAAAGCGGUGUCGGAGCUCAGUGGGCUCGAGUAUGAUACAUUAGAGGGUGUUUUAGUGUGUUACUGCAAUGCGACCAGAAGAGCGGAGUUCUCCGUCCUCAGAGCUGUGCUGUGUCCUGUGUAAGAGGGCGGAUGAGACAAAAAUCACAGGCCCCCUGUCACGUAAACAGGGCAUUGCUGCCCACCAGAACUGUCUGCUGUAUGCAUCUGGAAUCUACUGUAAAAACUCUCCCACCUUUGAUGACCUGUUCGGCUUUGACGUGGAGGAUGUGUUAAACGAGUGUAAAAGAGGAAGAAAACUAAAAUGUUCCUACUGUAAGAAAAAUGGAGCUACAGCUGGGUGUGAGGUUAAAUCCUGUAAGCGCUCCUACCAUUACCCGUGUGCCCAUAAGGCUAGUGCAAAAUCUGAGGAGGACCAAAACAAGGGUAUCUUCAGGUUAUAUUGUGAAAAGCAUGAUCCAAAUGCCAGCAGUGGUGGUUCAGAAAAAGGAGAUGCUAAAAUAUUUCCUUCUACUUUUGGCUGUAGAAGCUCAGACACAAGCGAGCAGAACAGCAGUUGUGGGGGAUCUGAGCCCAACUGUACCCCCUUGCCAUGUCCUCCUGAGCCCAGCUGCUCUGUUGCGUCCUCCUCAACCAAGCUGCAAAGCCCUUCCUUCGUUCUGCUUUUCCCGCUGAGUGACUCUGAAACAUCUCUGAGAAGGUCACAGAAGAGGAAAAGGGAAUUUCUGGAAUCUUCUUCUGACUCAGAUGAAACUCAGAGCAUCAUUGAUCCGGUGUUUGCACCAGUAGAAUCAGAGCUUGAGGAUAACACACCUCCAAAGCAGAAUAUGCCAACACUUGACUCUGAAUAUAGAAGCAUAAACACCUUAUCUCUCACAGCAGGGACAAUAAGGAGCCAAGACAAGGAGUUGCUCCUAGUGAUGAUGAUGAUGAUGAUGAUGUGUGUAGAGAUUUGGUCUUUCAUGUCUCUUGCUCUCCCUAAGGAUUUUGAAUCCCAGAGUCUGUUACUAACAGAGUACCGCCAAGAGAAUGUGCCAUUCACUGUUAUUGCAGAUUCAGGACCUUCUGUUGAAUCAGUUGCAGAGAACAGCCCUGACCCCUGUUCCCCUGCUGCACCAAGCCCAGCAGACACUACUGUGAGUAACUUGGAUCAGUCUGUCUCUGCCCCUGAGCAGGCAGCAGCCCUUCACUCCAACAUCACCGUUCCACCAAACCCACCUGUGCCUGCCCGCCCAUCUCUCGACUCCCCUCCAUCCGGUGCCACCGGUGAAUCCUCCAGUGUCAAAGUAGCCUCGUCUGGAGACCUUCCUGCAGAGGUGGAACGUUGUGCAUCUCGGGACAUACCACCUUUACAAAUGACAGAUGAGCUACCAGGAUCUCAUGGAAAGCGUGAUGAUCAUCCAUUAGACCUUACAGCACCUGGCGUGGCACACGUUCAGUUCGGUGAACCUGUAGACCACGUGGGUGUGUCGAACUCCAGCGCUGCCCUCUUCUGGAGGAGAUGUAAUGAGGUGGGCUGCACGGAGGCCAUAUUCACACAGCUUACACGUCAGCUCACUAGCUUGGCUGAGAGGGUGCAGAAUCAGCAUGCCACACAACAGGACUACGCUGUCUCUCUCAGGAUACUGGAGGCAUCGGGGAAGCUCCCUGCAAUAUUCAAACAAAUGGAGCAAGACUUACAAGAUCAGGAAAGACAGCUGCAGAGAAAGAGAGAGGCAUUAAGGGAUGCAAAGGCAGCUCUUGACAAGAUCAACUUAUCUGAUGUUAAAUAAUAAUGAUUUUAUUAAUGAUUUUGAUGACUUUUUUAUUUAAAUUUUAUCCUAUAUGUAUUAUACAUUGUAUUUUUAUAUUUCUUAUGAAGUUUAUGUCAAGUUUAAAUACCUACUCAGCAUAUACUCAUGUAUUCUUAGUUCUACAAGUUUAAGCAUAUAUUACAGCUCUAUGAAUGGGCUCUGGUUACUCCAAGAAAAAAAUUUGCCUUCAAUUCUUUUAUUCAUCAUGAAAUUUCAUGAAAUAUUAUAGCCUUAGCUAGCCAUUAUGCAGUGUGUCAUUAGAUAUUGAUUAAAUUCCUCAGUGUAUCAUUUGUUUAUUUGUUAUUUUGUAUUUGUUUUAAUUACAAUUAUUUCCAAAGUAGUCCCUUC
Molecule: messenger RNA, 3752 nt
Organism: Pangasianodon hypophthalmus (striped catfish)
Lineage: Eukaryota; Metazoa; Chordata; Actinopteri; Siluriformes; Pangasiidae
Gene: phf11
Product: PHD finger protein 11
Exons: 16
Coding region: 1680-3383 (567 amino acids)
Cellular component (GO): nucleus
Molecular function (GO): histone binding; histone deacetylase binding
Source: RefSeq, a predicted model, not a curated record